Chinchilla lanigera (long-tailed chinchilla) is the source of this 1150-nucleotide messenger RNA. Its product is annotated as keratin-associated protein 10-11-like. Bases 32 to 850 code for a protein of 272 amino acids. The transcript has a single exon. Gene Ontology annotation, cellular component: keratin filament. The record is from RefSeq and is a predicted model, not a curated record. NCBI's taxonomy places the organism in Eukaryota, Metazoa, Chordata, Mammalia, Rodentia, Chinchillidae.
CUUACUCACACCUCCCCCAGCCCAACCCUCCAUGGCCGCCUCCACCAUGUCCGUCUGCUCCAGCGCUUGCACCGAGCCCUGGCAGGUGGACGACUGCCCAGAGAGCUGCUGCGAGCCCCCCUGCUGUGAGCCCAGCUGCUGCCAGCCCAGCUGCUGCCAGCCCAGCUGCUGCACCUCAGCCCCCUGCCUGAGCCUCAUCUGCACCCCAUGCUGCCAGUCAGGCUGCACCAGCUCCUGCACGCCCACGUGCUGCCAGCAGUCCAGCUGCCAGCCGGCUUGCUGCUCCUCCUCCUGCCAGCCUUCCUGCUGUGUGUCUGCCUGCUGCGCACCCGCCUGCUCCGGUGCCUACUUCUCCUGCUGCCAGCAGUCUAGCUGCCAGCAAGCUUGCUGCUCCUCAUCCUGCCAGCCGUCUUGCUGUGUGCCCGCCUGCUGCACACCUGUCUGCUGCACACCCGUCUGCUGCACACCUGUCUGCUCAGGCACCUCCUCCUCCUGCCAGCCCUCCUGCUGUGUGCCUGCCUGCUGCACACCUGUCUGCUGCAAGCCUGUCUGCUCAGGCACCUCUUCCUGCUUCCGGCAGUCUAGCUGCCAGCCUGCUUGCUGUUCCUGCUCCCCCUGCCAGCCAUCCUGCUACAUGCCCAUCUGCUGCUCACCCUCCUGCUCCUCCGUGUCCCUGCUCUGCCGCCCCGUGUGCAGACCCUCCUGCUGUGUGCCCGCCUCCUCCUGCUGCACCUCCUCCUGCCAGCCCAGCUGCUGCCGCGUGGCCUCCUCCACGUCCCUGCUCUGCCGCCCCGCCUGCUCCCGCCAGGCUGGCUGUGGGCUGUCCUUGGGUCAGAAGUCCUGCUGCUGACUGGAUCCCCCUACUCCCAGCCCUGCAGGCUCAAGUCUGACCUCAGGGCUCCCUCUGCUUGCGUCUUGGCUUCCUCAGCUGCUGUCUCCCAGUAAAGGCCCAGAAAGAGGAGACCCUGCUGCCUAAGGGGCUCUGGCUACCCCACAAGAGGCUUGUAUCUGCCCUCUGCCCCCUCCCAGAACCCAAGUCCCCUGCUGGACAUGGUUCUCUAGGCUGAGCCUCAGUGGGCCCUUUGCUCUGGGGCUGCCUCAGCUGCUCUGGCUUUGAGCCCUGCAGAGAAGCUAAUAAAGUUCCCUCCUG